AAUCAUAGUGGCACUUGCUCGUCGUAAACAAAAGUGGGUGGAUUUUUGUUCUGAGGAUUUUCUCAAUUUUCACAAAGAAAAUGACCUCGUUGAGCAAUACUGUAGAGAUUGAAUCUAAGCUGGAUAAGGAGACAGCAAACUUGGCAUUACUCAAGUCGCGUGUGGAAAAUUAUCAGGACCUCACAAAAUCUAUGUCAACUAUCUUGAAUUCGUUCGAACAGCGCCUUGGUAGAUUAGAACAGACCAUCCUGCCAGUUUACCAUGAAACUGAACAUUUGCAGAAGCGUCAGCAAAACCUAGACGCCACACUUCAGUGCCUGGAGAGUGUUUUGAUGCACUAUGAUGCCUCACAGGAGGUUUGCAAUUUAAUCCACUUGGGGCCAUCUGAGGGCGAUGUAGGUGUUUUCUUGGACGCCCUCGAUCGCCUGAAGGCAGCCAAAGAUUACUUCCUGAACAACAACUCUCAGAGUGUUGAAUUGGACAAUGUCACGAGCCUCUUCAACACUGGCUGUGAGUCACUCAAUAAUCAUUUCAAAGCUCUCCUGAGGAAGCACUGCAGCCCAAUGCGUCCGGUAGACCUCCUCGAUCUCAUCUACAUUGAAGAAGACUCCUCCAAUGAGGAUUGUCCGAGUAUCAAGCAGCUGCCUCCGAGUGCCAGGGAGGAGCUGAGAAUUGUGGCAACUUGGCUAGAGAAUCAUUUGAGACGAGAGUAUGUGGUUAUUUAUGCAGAUGAACGAUCUGAUGUGGUGUUCAGAUCCCUUGCAAUGCUUAAAGAUCAUCAGAAGAGUGGAAGUUGGGGAAGUGAGCCCCUCAAGACUCGUUACCACGGAAAGCCUGAGCCCAGGAAAUCUACUUCAGCGCGUCUUCAGCAGAUAUUCGAGAGGAAGGCCAAUAAGAUGCUGCUGAAGGCUUCCCAGACCAUUGAGCAGAGUCGCUUUGCAAUUCGCAAGAAUUCGACCUACGGGGAUAAUCUGUCCACUGAUGAUCACGUUGGUGAUGGAGAUCAGGAUUUGGAGAAGUAUUUGGUGCUCUUGCUGGGGCUGCAGCGUCUUCUGAUCUGGGAACGUCAGAUUUUGUCUGAUGUCAUUCCCAGUUCUCGCCUUGGGGAAGUUUUUUCUCGUCUGGCAGCUUCGUCAAUUGAGAUGGUGGUUAAGGAUGCUGAGAGUAUUACAUCAAAGGUGCUAAGGAGUAUCGCUCGAAAGGAUUGGACAGCGGCCUUGGGUGUUUUUUCAGCCCUGAAGCAUGUAAUCCUCAUGCAGCCGGACAUUGAGAAGCUCUGUGACAAUAGUCAACGUCAUCAAUUGGCCAUGGUGCUGCAGAAGCUUCAGAAUACGGGUGCUAGGGCUCUUGAGCAGUUCUUGGAUCUGGUUCGAGGUGAUAGUGGAUCAAAUCUUGUAGCUAUGGGAUCCAGUACGAUUUCAGGAUCGGGAAAUGUGCCGAAAGAUGCGACUGUUCAUGAGUUGACGAGCAAUGCUAUUUGGUUUGUUGAGCAUCUCCUUGAACAUGCUGAUGUCAUUGGAGGGAUUCUUCAGAUGGAUUCUUUCUAUGCCAGUCAACUGGAUUCUAUUGCAUUGCACAAGACCCUGUCUCCGGAGGAUCGUCGGAAGGCUCUUCUUGGGAUCUAUAUCAAACGCAUUUUGUCUGAAUUGAACUUGACAAUUGUGUCAAAGUGUGAGCAGUACAAUGAUUUAGCUACUCGACAUCUCUUUCGACUCAAUAACAUCCACUACAUCCUCAAAUCACUCCAGAGAUCUGGUCUUCUUGAGCUACUGUCCGUGACUGAGCCGGAAUGCGAGAAGAACUAUCAGGAUUUGAUUCAGGAACUGAAAAAUUCCUACCAACGUUCGUGGUUGAGAAUUCUGGCACAUGUGUCACCCCUGGAGGAUUUGCCCAGGCCAGUGGCGGGGAAAGUGCGUGACAAGGAGAGGACAGUAAUCAAAGAGCGCUUUGCCAAUUUCAAUAAGGAUUUGGAGGAAGCAUGGAAAACACAAAGAGGAAUAUCUGUACCGGAUGUAAUACUGAGAGAAGGUCUGAAGAGGGAUAAUUCCGAGACGCUCAUUCCGCAGUACAAUGCCUUCUUCGAGAUUUAUGCUGAGGUAUCGUUCAGCAAGAAUCCGGAGAAGUACGUAAAGUACAAGCCGCAGGACGUCACGAGGAUGCUCAAUAGCCUCUUUGACGAUACGGUCUAGCUUCAGUAAGUUUAUCUAAUUUCCCAUUAUUUGUUUCUUUUAAAUUCAAUAAAAACAACAAGGAAUUUAUUUAUUUAAUAAAAUAAAAUAAAA
Messenger RNA from Phlebotomus papatasi, 2282 nucleotides. It is a transcript of the gene Exo70, whose product is annotated as exocyst complex component 7. Gene Ontology annotation, biological process: exocytosis. NCBI's taxonomy places the organism in Eukaryota, Metazoa, Arthropoda, Insecta, Diptera, Psychodidae. The transcript is spliced from 3 exons. The coding region runs from base 81 to 2189 and encodes 702 amino acids. Gene Ontology annotation, cellular component: exocyst. Gene Ontology annotation, molecular function: phosphatidylinositol-4,5-bisphosphate binding. The record is from RefSeq and is a predicted model, not a curated record.